Plectropomus leopardus (leopard coralgrouper) is the source of this 759-nucleotide messenger RNA. The record is from RefSeq and is a predicted model, not a curated record. NCBI's taxonomy places the organism in Eukaryota, Metazoa, Chordata, Actinopteri, Perciformes, Serranidae.
GUGGUGAUCCGGCGGCGGCCGUUGUUCUACACCGUGAACCUGCUUCUGCCCAGUAUCUUCUUGAUGGUGAUGGACAUUGUGGGUUUCUAUCUGCCACCAGACAGUGGAGAGAGGGUUUCCUUCAAGAUCACUUUGCUGCUGGGCUACUCUGUCUUCCUCAUCAUUGUAUCUGACACUCUGCCUGCCACCGCCAUAGGAACCCCACUGAUAGGUGUGUACUUCGUGGUUUGCAUGGCGCUCCUGGUGAUCAGCCUGACAGAAACUGUGCUGAUUGUACGUCUGGUCCACAAGCAGGACCUGCAGCCCCCUGUGCCCCACUGGGUGAAGUAUUUGGUGCUGGAAAGAGCGCCGGUCCUCUUCUGCAUCCACAAGAAGCAUCGCCUCUGCUCUGCACUGUCCUCCCAGGGCGCUGACCUGGAGCACUACAAGGACAGCAACUAUGGGACCGCUCAGUGCACACUCCACCACACCUGUGACAUAGGCCAAAGGCUGAGCCACCGCGAUAGAGAGAGUGGACUCCUCGGAUUGGGCUUGCCCCCCUCCAGAGACCCAACCCCGCCAGUCAUGGACAACAUCCUGCAGGAAGUGACAGCAAUACGUCACUUCCUGGAGAAGAGGGACAGGUGCCGGGAAGUUGCUAAAGAGUGGCUGCAGGUGGGCUACGUGUUGGACGUGCUGCUCUUCAGAGUUUACUUAGUGGCCGUGGUGGCGUACAGCAUCACUCUGGGCACGCUGUGGUCAGUGUGGCAGGUCGCCUGA